Molecule: messenger RNA, 898 nt
Organism: Andrographis paniculata
Lineage: Eukaryota; Viridiplantae; Streptophyta; Magnoliopsida; Lamiales; Acanthaceae
Product: vesicle transport v-SNARE 13-like
Exons: 5
Coding region: 114-776 (220 amino acids)
Biological process (GO): vesicle fusion; intracellular protein transport; vesicle-mediated transport
Cellular component (GO): SNARE complex; endoplasmic reticulum membrane; ER to Golgi transport vesicle membrane
Molecular function (GO): SNARE binding; SNAP receptor activity
Source: RefSeq, a predicted model, not a curated record
GUGUACUUAUUUAUCGGUGUCAUUGCCAUCGUUUCCGUCGGAAUGCGAGGUUGAGUCGGCGGUGAGGUUUGGUUUUGUUUUCGUUUUGAUUUCGGUUAAUCUGAGAAGUUGCGAUGAGUGAGGGGUUUGAGAGCUGCGAGCGCCAGUACUGUGAGCUCUCUGCUGCUUUGUUGAAGAAGACGUUUUCGGUUAGCCGUCUGGAUGGAGAGCAAAGGAGACAAAAGAUUUCUGAAAUCAAAAUCGAGUUGGAUGAGGCUGACACUUUGAUUCGUAAGAUGGAUUUCGAGGUUCAGAGUUUGCAGCCAAACGUUAAGGCGCCUCUUCUUCCCAAGCUGAGGGAAUAUAGAUCUGAUUUAAACUUUCUGAAAAGUGAGGUAAAGCGAACUGCAUCAAAAUACCUUCAAGCUGCCCGCAACGAGCUGCUGGAGGGAGGAAUGCCUCAAGCAUCUACCGCAUCUCAGAACCAAAGGGACAGAUUGUUAGCCUCAACUGAAAGAUUAAACAAAUCUGGAGACAGGAUUGAAGAAAGUAAAAAAGUCAUGCUAGAAUCAGAAGAGAUCGGUGUCUCUCUUCUCCAGGGUUUACACCAACAACGGCAAUCGCUCUUACAAACUGACAAUGUGCUGCAUGGCAUGGAUCACAAGAUAGGCAGAAGCAGCGGCAUUGUAACGACGAUGUCGAGAAGGAUGAGCAGAAACAAAUGGAUUAUUGGCUCUUUAAUUUUAUUGCUGCUGCUUGUCAUUGCCAUGAUCUUGUAUUUUAAGCUCUCCAAAUGAACCAAGGUGCGUACAAAUUAUGUGCUUGCUAUAAGCAUUUUGAUUAUAUAAUGAAAUAUGUGGUUGUGGACUAACCUUAAUUUUCUGACUGAAUGAUAUUCCAAAUAUUAGUCAUUGCUUUU